GUACGUUGCUCCAAUCAUGCCCAAACCCCAUCUCCCUUGUUCGGUCCAGUCAUAUUCCAAAUCAUAUCCCAAAGGCCAAAACCCCACAUCCCUCUUCGUUUUUAUUUCCUUCGCAUGUAUCAGUCAACAAAGCAAGUGCUCAACAGUUCCAUGGCCGGCAUUUUUGGACGAAGGUGGGACGAAGCAGUCGGAAAAUUCAUGGACGACGGUGAGAUGGCGGGGUCCGCUAGAUCUGCAACGGCGAAGCUUGGAUCUGAAGUGGCGGCGCUCAAAUCUGCAGUGGCGGCCGGCAGCGGCUGGGGGCGGCCAGAUCUGCGGCAGUCGCCACCACCACCGCAGAUCUGGAGGUGACCAACCCGCUGGCGGUGGUGGCAGCCGGAGUUGACCACCCUGAUUCCCGUUGGCAACAGUAUGUUUGGGCAAGAUUGAGGGGUAUAUAUGUCCAACUACAAAUAAUAAGUCCUAUUUUGGAAAAUUUUAAACUUUACUCUUUCAGCAAUUAAAGUUCUUUUUACUCCUAUUUGGGUAAAUACCUCUUCAAAGUAUCAUAUGUAAUUGAGAUAAUGAGACCUUUUCAGUUGAUGUAUUGAUAUAUACUCUUCAAAGUAUCAUAUGUAAUUGAGAUAAUGAGACCUUUUCAGUUGAUGUAUUGAUAUAUACUCA
This is a messenger RNA of Cuscuta epithymum, 663 nucleotides long. NCBI's taxonomy places the organism in Eukaryota, Viridiplantae, Streptophyta, Magnoliopsida, Solanales, Convolvulaceae. The record is from the annotation of a GenBank genome assembly.